Cuscuta epithymum is the source of this 2669-nucleotide messenger RNA. Lineage: Eukaryota; Viridiplantae; Streptophyta; Magnoliopsida; Solanales; Convolvulaceae. The record is from the annotation of a GenBank genome assembly.
AUUUUGCAUGUUGCACGGAUGGAAAAAUUUUAGGGUACUUUGAUAAAAAAAAUGAGGAUAUUACGAAAAUUUGUCCCAAUUUCCUGGGGAGUGACCGAGUGAGGGAGUAUCAUAUAUGUCGUCGCCGUCUCUGUAUCUGCGCUGAUUUGCCGCCUUGAGUUGCUCCCUAAAACUGGAGUACCUUGGCUAAACGCAGCAGCAGGGAUGCAGGGAACUAUAGCUUCAAGGGGCCUUAUGGUUAGCAAGCUCUUCUUCCAUAAAGCAGAGUGCCUGCUUUUGGAUUACGUUCCAUCCCGCUCGAUGCAUCUUCAACGACUCAACUGCCGCAGCUCUCUUUGGACUGGCAACACUAAUUCAUAUCACGCUUUCACCAGGCAGCUUUCCUCCAAGCCAAUGCCGAUUUGGCCGUCUUCUAGAACUGCUAGCCCCUUCUUAAGACAAGUCAACUCUUUUCUCUCGGACCCUCCCUCCAAAACCCCCCAAGACCCUGUUCGAUUUCCCAAUGGGUAUGCUAUGUUUUCUACAGAUGGUGGAGGAUUGGGCAAAAAAAUCCCAGUAAAGCUAGAACAAUCAGGGACUUUUGUCAAAGGAGUGGACUCAAACAAGCAAAUAACCGACACAAAAAUUAUAGGCACUCUUGUAGAAUCCAUGUGGAUGAAGGAUAACUUGGAGUUCCGAUUAAGAGUGGUUGCAGCAUUAUGUUUCUUAGUUGGUGGAAAGGUACUGAAUGUUCAAGUUCCAUUCCUGUUUAAGCUUUCUGUUGAUUGGUUAACUGCGGCUACUGGAAAUGCUAGCACACUUGCUCAGUUUACUGCUUCUAACUCAACCUUCUUAGCUCUUUUUGCGAGUCCAGCUGCAGUUUUGAUUGGAUAUGGGAUAGCACGGUUGAGUGCGACUGCUUUUAACGAAUUGCGAACAGCAGUUUUCUCUAAGGUGGCACUUCAAACAAUUCGAUCAGUUUCUAGAAAGGUCUUUUCGCAUUUGCAUGAGCUCGAUCUGGAGUACCACCUCAGUCGAGAAACUGGUGGUCUAAACCGGAUUAUAGAUCGUGGUAGCCGUGCUAUUAAUUUCAUUCUAUCGUCUUUGGUGUUUAAUAUCGUUCCAACAAUACUAGAGAUUUCUAUGGUAUCAGGUAUACUUGCAUAUAAAUUUGGAGCACCAUUUGCCUGGAUCACUUCCCUGGCUGUUGCUGCAUAUGUUGCUUUCACACUUUCAGUAACACAGUGGCGAACUAAGUUUAGGAAGGAGAUGAAUAAAGCUGAUAAUGAUUCAAGUACAAAGGCGAUUGAUUCACUCAUUAAUUACGAGACUGUAAAGUAUUUUAACAAUGAGGCUUAUGAAGUUAACAAAUACGAUGAGUUUUUGAAGAGAUAUGAAGGUGCUGCUUUGAAAACACAGCGUAGUCUAGCAUAUCUCAACUUCGGCCAAACUGCAAUAUUUAGUACAGCUCUUUCUGCUGCAAUGGUGUUAUGUUCAAAUGGAAUCAUGAAUGGUACAAUGACUGUUGGCGACCUGGUUAUGGUUAAUGGCCUUUUGUUCCAACUCUCCCUUCCUCUCAACUUCCUUGGCAGUGUAUACAGAGAGACUGUCCAGAGCCUCAUUGACAUGAAAGCUAUGUUUCAGUUACUAGAGGAGAGGGCUGAAAUAAGAGACACAGAUAAUGCGAAGGCUCUGAAGUUACACGGGGGUAGCAUUGAAUUUGACAAUGUUCACUUCAGUUAUUUGACAGACAGAAAGAUUUUGGAUGGGGUAUCUUUUAUGGUGCCUGCUGGAAAAAGUGUUGCUAUUGUAGGAACCAGUGGGAGUGGCAAAUCUACCAUUCUUAGAUUACUCUUCAGAUUUUUUGAAACCCAUUCUGGAAAUAUAAGGAUUGAUGGACAAAAUAUUAGGGAGGUCACUCUUGACAGCCUUAGGAAAUCUAUUGGUGUUGUUCCACAGGAUACUGUCUUGUUUAAUGAUACUAUCUUCCACAAUAUUCAUUAUGGCCGACUUUCAGCAACGGAAGAAGAGGUAUAUGAUGCUGCACGACAAGCUGCUAUUCAUGAUACUAUUAUGAAGUUCCCUCAAACAUAUUCGACUGUCGUAGGGGAACGUGGACUUAAGUUAAGUGGUGGUGAAAAGCAGCGGGUGGCACUAGCUCGUGCAUUCCUCAAAUCACCUGCAAUUAUGCUUUGUGAUGAAGCUACAAGUGCACUUGAUAGCACCACCGAAGCAGAAAUUUUGAGUGCUUUGAAGUCUCUCACAAACAAUCGCACUUCUAUCUUUAUUGCUCAUAGGCUAACCACUGCAAUGCAAUGUGAUGAGAUUAUUGUUUUGGAGAAUGGGAGAGUGCUGGAGCAGGGAUCACAUGAGGCUCUAUUAUUGAAGCAAGGAAGGUAUGCUCAGCUAUGGUCUCAGCAGAAUACUUUGGAUUCUCUCGACGCUGCCAUCAAGCUGGAGCCAUAAAUAUGCUCGUGUGGUAUUAUUGAAAGCGGAAGCAGCUUUCUCUUCUGGAAUGUAUUUAUGUCUCAGUUUUUGAUCAUCUGCCGUCUGGUUCCAGUCUUUGUAUCCUUAGACAUAUUCAUUGUUAAUAGUUUCCAAUAAACUGAACAUUCAUGCUUCUAGAAUCUAGAUUGAUCAAAAUAAGGUUUUUGAAGUGUACUUGUUUGUGGUAGAAGUUGUUAUAACCC